This is a messenger RNA of Ilex paraguariensis (yerba mate), 1700 nucleotides long. Lineage: Eukaryota; Viridiplantae; Streptophyta; Magnoliopsida; Aquifoliales; Aquifoliaceae. The record is from the annotation of a GenBank genome assembly.
GAGAAAUAUGGCCAAGCCCCCAAGUUUUUUGUGGGUUAUCACAUUGUUUAUCCUACCUCUCAAACUCACUUUUUCGAAGCCAGAGUUAGUAACAACACCACCAUUGCCAAUUCUUCCACUACCAACAUACUCUCAGUUGAAAUGGCAACAAAGGGAGAUCAUAAUGUUCCAUCACUUUGGUGUCAACACCUUCACAGACUCAGAAUGGGGCACAGGAAAAGAAAAUCCGGCCAUCUUCAUACCCACUGGCCUCAAUGCGAACCAGUGGGUCGACACUGCUGUCCAGGCCGGUGUUUCUCUUACGAUACUCACCGCAAAACACCAUGAUGGCUUUUGCUUGUGGCCUUCCAAAUACACAGACCACUCAGUGAUAGGAAGUCCCUGGAAAAAUGGCCAUGGGGACGUAGUUCAGGAGCUUGUCAAUGCGGCGAAGGCUCGUGGCGUUGACAUCGGUUUGUAUCUCUCGCCGUGGGAUCGCCAUGAUCGUCGGUAUGGUCGGAAUAAGGAGUACAAUGAAUAUUACUUAGCCCAAUUGCAAGAGUUACUCAACAACUAUGGAAGCGUAAGAGAAAUAUGGUUUGAUGGAGCAAAGGGUUCAAAUGCACCAAACAUGUCCUACUACUUUAACGACUGGUUUUCAAUGGUGAACGAAUUACAAAGCACCAUUAAUAUUUUCUCCGAUGCCGGACCGGGUGUUAGGUGGGUCGGAAAUGAAAACGGAUUUGCUGGGAGCACAUGCUGGUCCACAAUUAAUCGAACAUCGUUGUCAAUCGGAAAUGGAAGCAUAGUUGAUUAUCUUAAUACUGGCGACCCGAGAGGGACUGAUUGGCUGCCGGCAGAAUGCGACGUUUCAAUCCGAACAGGUUGGUUUUGGCAUAAAACACAAUCACCCAAAAAGCUCUCUAAGCUACUUGAAAUCUACUACAAUUCCGUGGGAAGAAAUUGUGUGUUGCUUCUUAAUGUACCACCAAAUACAACCGGCCUGAUAUCGGAAACUGACGUCCACCGACUGAAAGAAUUUAAGGGUGCAAUUGACACCAUUUUUUCCACCAACUUGGCUGAAAAAUGUUCCAUCAAAGCAAGUAGCCAAAGAGGAGGUAAAAAUGGUGGUUUCGGACCCAAAAAUGUGAUAGAUAAUGACCAUUUAUGGACAUAUUGGGCUCCGAAUGAUGAAGAUAAAGAAGAUCAUUGGAUUGAAUUGAGGGCAACGAAUGAAAAGUUGAAAUUCAAUGUGGUAAGGAUUCAAGAGGCGAUCGGCCUAGGUCAAAGGAUCAAACGGCAUGAAAUUUACGUGGACGGGGCCCGGGUGGCUAGUGGGACCACGGUAGGGUACAAGAAGCUUCACAGGCUUGAGAAGGGAGUUUUGCAUGGGUAUAGUUUGAAGAUCAAAAUCAUGGGAUCAAAGGGAAUACCUUUAAUUUCUUCUGUUGGUCUCCAUUUUGAUCCCUUUUGGCACCCAAAUGAGCUAGUGGCCUAACAAAUAAUGGUGCCCUUAUCUCUGUUGAAGGCCCCUGCUUCAGUUUUUCAGAUUUCUUAUCUUAUCUAUGCAUCAAAUUCAUAAAGAAGUAACAAAAGCUGGCUUCACGUUUAUAAACUAAGGCCAUACCUAUUGCUUCUUUUAUUUUUAAACUUCAACGGUUAGGAAUCACCAGACUAGUUUACACGUACCUCGAUUAAUCAUCUUUUCGAUCUGAUCAAAG